ACCACUAUUACCAGUCGUUAUUUAUAUGAUUGAUUGAUUUGCACACGCGCAAACAAUGCGAUUUCUUUUCACAACAAUGAGUGAUAUGCAAGCAGACUGAAGAACGUGAAAGCCAAUCGAUACCAUGGAAUUUACUUGUUUAAAUCAAACUAUUUGUAUGGGUCUGAUGUUGUGGAUCUAGCUACAUAUAUGACUGUGCAAAAGAUGGUGUAGAUAGGAGUGAGGAAACGGACUCCAUCUUGAAGCUACCCAGGAUCCCUGCCAUGAUGCCUGUCUCUGAUCUAGCGACCAGCUCUGUAAGCAUCAUGAAACAUCCGCCGACGUCCACAGAGAACUUUGAGUUCAACAUCGGCCAGUCCCCUGACCUUCGAUGUCUGGCAGCCAAAGGCACAACAACCUGCACCCGCUGCGAGUCGUGCGUGGUCCGCACCCGACUGCUGGAAACCAGGCAGUGGUUCCCGAGGGCUGGGGAGACCUCCAGGAAGAAAUUUGUCCUGGGGCUUGUCCGGCGCUUCAACAGUGCGAAUCUGUUCUCCUACAUAGUCGGCAUUCUGAAACCGCUCUGUGGCAAGGACUACCUGUAUUCACGCUCCAGGGCCAAUCCAGGGCUUGUUGGUGAUCACGUCGAUGCAGGCUGUGAUCGUGCAUUAAGAAAACAGGUGAUAGAAACCAUGAUGUCUGAUACUCUGAGAUGGUUUGCUGGUGCCCCGUAUUGGAGUAAGUCUAAUUAUGCCUUGGGCGUGCUGCAGACAUGCAAUGGGGAAUUGGUGCAUGCCGUAUACAAGUUAUCGCAGACCAUGCUGAUGAAUGAACGGCAAAAACAAUUACAAAGGAACAAGAAUGUUGACUACGAGAACGAGUCUCUAGCGGAUACCGUCUUCUCCUACCAGUCCUUCGAGCACCCCGAUCACAAUCUCCUUCGCGCGGCCUCCUCCGCUUACUCCCACCCCAUCAGCCCCUUCCAGGAGGAUGACGAUCUCCUCGCCCCCGACCACGUUACCGUGGAGGACGAGUCCGAGGACGACGCCGUCAGCAGCUUGUCAAGCUCCAGCCUGGCCUCCCUGGAUCCGACCCGCGUGGUGGUGCCCGCCAUGGGGAAGGCUCUCUCCGGGAUCAGACAGUAUGUGGACUUUGUCCGGGAGUUGCCGGUCCACCUGUCCAAAUACAUCCUGAGUUUCCUGGACUAUGAGGAUCUGAUGAACUGCGGAGGGGUGAGCCCCCACUGGUGUUAUAUCUCUAAAGAGGUGGAAGAGGACAUGAAGCUAAGGCAGAUUGUGUGGGAGGAGGUCAUGCUUAUGCAGGGUUCAUCGGCCAAGGGGGGAAACCCCAUGUUUGCCAAGCACGUAGAAGUUCCCGUGCCUCGGCUGGCAGGCGAUUCCUACGACGUCCUCCUGGCUGACGUACCGCCGGAGGAGAUCAAUUUCAAGAGUGACAUCACCUUGGAGUCGUCGUACAGCGGGGUCGUCACCCGGGAUGUGACGAUGGAGGAAAGGAAUAUCUACUGUGGGGCUUACAACGUUAUGGUGCUGAGUGACCAAGAGGACAUUAACAGGGUAGUCCAUUAUAACUUUGGUCAGCUUGUGUCCAUCGGAUCGUUUGACCGUCAUGUAAGAUUCAUUGACUGUAUCAGUGGUCAAGAAACUGGUCCUAUCAUCACUGGGCAUGCAGGGUCUAUCAAAUCACUCUAUAUCAAUGAGGCCCGAGGCUUUGUCAUGAGUGGAAGCUAUGACACCAGUAUCAGGUGUUGGGACAUUGUAAGCGGGCGUCCAGUGAAGAUCUUUCACGGUCAUGUAGGAACCAUCCUCUGUUUAGAUAUGUAUGAAAACACCUUGGUGUCAGGAAGCAAAGACAAUCAGGUCAAAGUGUGGAACUUUGAAACGGGGAAAUGUUGGCGUACCUUCAAACAUCGCUAUCAGAUCAAUGCUAUAGCUGUUCAUAAAGACACCGUCGUCAGCGGAUGCGAAGAAGGCAAGGUCAAAGUGUGGAGUAUAAAGGAUGCUUGUCUCUUGAAGGUGCUUUACCAAUCACCAAAGCGUCUGAACCGCCUUGGUCUCCCCAACCCAAACACCCAUCAGGGUGCAAUCACCAGUCUGAAAGUAGACGAUUGGCACAUCGUCUCGGGGAGUAUGGAUGGCUAUGUACUGGUAUGGAGUGCCGUAGGAAACCAUGAUAGAUGUAUCAAUGCCAUAAGACAUCCAAAUCCGGUUCUGUGCAUCCACAUGGCUCACCUGCGGUUGGUUACGGGAUGUGAAGAUGGGAAGCUGAGGAUCUGGAACAUGUUUACUGGAGACUGUCUCAGGGUUAUGAGAGGCAACAGUCGCUCGGAUCCCAUCGUCGCCAUCAACCCAUGUGGUGAACGGUUGUUGCUUCAAACCAUCACCAACCUCCUGAUGCUUUGCUUUGAGGAAGUCGAGUGGAACUAUGAUCAGGACGAGAAGAUUGAGCUCUUGCGGUACAAGAACCACUAUGGCGACGCUCCUCUUAGGCAACAGAGCUAUUCCUUGGUGCGGGCGCAGCGAAGCCAGCUAGCCAGAUCAGCAAAUCCCAAAAUCAUAGCGCACACCAAUGCCCAGACGGACAGGAGCAGGACCAACCUGACCCAUAGCACAAGGCAUUUGAGCAACAGGAGCUUGCAGAGUGCCAAAAAGACCCAGGAUGUAUGUGUCAAUGUCACGUUGACGCAGAACGUGAAGGGACCUUUGUAUCGUAACGUACAAGGCGUUCGAUCUGGAGACCUUUAUGCAGAAACUGAUCUGGGAUUGAUGGAUCUUAAUGGACAGACGUCCACGUACAGGGUGAAUUCUCGACCACCAACUGGAAAAUCAAGGUCUAAGUCUAGUUUGUUAAGUAGCAAGGGAUCCUCUGAGCUUCUGUCAGGGUCUCCGUCUGGUGUAGCAUCAUCAAUCAAGGGAGUGGAGUCGAGACCCACCACGGCACAUUCAGGGAUAUCAAGAGGAGUAUCUCCAGGACUGUCGCAGGCUGCUACUUCAAGUGUAUCCCUUGGUCGGGAAUUGAAUGAGAAGCGUCCAACCACGGCCAUGUCAACUCAGAGUGGUCGGCUUAAGUCCACAAAGUUCCAGCUUCCCAUGAGAGGCCACAGUGCUCCUGUGAGACGGAACAAGACUGCCGAUGAUGCUGUCUCGCUGUCAGAGGCUAAGUCUCUUCUGCACUCUCAGCAAAGGAUCACAAAUGAGGGAGUGAAGCGGGAUCGUCUUCUUCUGACUUGGAGUAACAUAGAGGAAAGCAAGAAGAACAAUGAAGUAGUCAACAAUACCCUUGCUAAUGCUCUGCAAAUUGAUUAUGUAGGCUAUGCAGCCCAAAGCAGGCCCUCUAAUGUAUCAUCAAACUCUUCAAGUAUGUCUACGAUAUCAAGAGCAUCAUCAAAGAAAGGCACGACUUCUAAGAAUCCAACAGCCCCUAUCUCAAAGGAAAUCAUUGUUAAAACCCUUGAACAUGUUGAACAGGAUGUUAAGCCACAUAAGAGCAUUCAUCCAAAGACCACUGCUUCUACAGUCCCUAAAGCAAACCUGAUCAGACCACAGACUGCACAAGUUCUAGAGAGAACAGAGAUGAGACAACCUGGAAACAUGAACACCAAUAACACAGCACCUCUCCGUCGGUGCCAAAGCGCAUCGGCAUUGAGAUCGUCCAUGUUAUCCCCUACUUCUCAGUUUGAAGUGAGCCAUACAGUCAGUCCUGUACGGAAAAAGAAAAGCCACGGCUGGACAACGUCCCAUACGGAACCAGUGACCAUUGUACCCAUGCUGAUCGGGAAAGGCAGCAGCGGAAACCCGUCGGAGGCGAGGAAAUCAGAGUUGAACCAGAAGCCAUCUACCACGUCAAGACUGAGCAUGAUCCAAAAGCCUGUCAAAGAUCCCUUGACCCACCAUGGUGAGUUUCAGGUCAGGACCAGGCAGCAGACGGAAGACUAUCUUCAGUACGUGACGGGAAUCCAGGAGAAGUACUUCCAGGAUCAGGACGAAGAGGAGAAGAUAAAACAGAGAAAGAUGUGGCUACAGGUAGCAAGAGGUAAGAGGUCCAGCAGUGUGCCUCCAAGGAGAGCUCCGCAAAGGAAAUGAGUGUAGAAGAUGUUAUCCUGGAAGCUGAAAGAUAUGAUGGGAACUGGCAUGUGGCAUUUUGGGUGUCAAUGUAACAUAUCGUAAUCAAUGAAAUAUUUAGGCCUCUUGUAUUCUUCAGCAUGAUUUACCUGCUAGAUGUAUGCUUUCCCAAUUCAACUACACAGCUGCCAAGUAGUACGGAUUUUCAGUAUUUAGUACUAAAAAAUGAGAAGAAUACUGAUGGUUUCACACAAAAUA
Messenger RNA from Lytechinus variegatus (green sea urchin), 4316 nucleotides. Its product is annotated as CMT1A duplicated region transcript 1 protein-like. Lineage: Eukaryota; Metazoa; Echinodermata; Echinoidea; Temnopleuroida; Toxopneustidae. Bases 264 to 4079 code for a protein of 1271 amino acids. The record is from RefSeq and is a predicted model, not a curated record. The transcript has 10 exons. Gene Ontology annotation, molecular function: protein binding.